AUGCCGCCUCAGCUUCCGCCUGAUGUUGACCAGGAUAAGGCGCUGCCGACAUCAACCCAGAAGAGCAAUCGUCCGGAAGGGGGUUACAUAGAUAGAUAGAUAAUAGAUAGAGAAAGAGACGGAGAUAGAGAUUGAGAGAGAGAGAGAGAGAGAGAGAGAGAGAGAGAGAGAGGGAGGGGGGCGGGAGCGAGGGAGAGGGGGGGAGAGUGGGAGACAGAACGUGUCGAGGAUUCCUCCACACAAAUGGUCGGCAACGGGUCGCAUCGCAAGGCGGCGGUGCAAGAGGGCUGCUGUGAGCCAUUCAGACUAGGGACUAUUGAGGUCUUAUUUGACGUGACAGGAACCGGAAAUUAAAGAUCAGUAAUGUUUUUUUAUCCAAACGGGAGGCGGCAAACUAAUAUUCUCAAUAACACAUUUUUACCAAGGUGGAGUUACUUUUUAAAAAAAAUACAUUUUUGCACACAUUUUAUAAGAAUUAAUUUCCAUAAUUAUGAAAAUAAGUAGAGGUAUAUACCAAAAAUAUCAUUCUAAAAAACAAGUGUGGAUGAGAACGCUUAUCUCAUAGUGACAUGCAUGCAAUUCUGGGGCAACCAAGGCGUGGAAGAAACUGUUAGACCCCAAACUGGUAUCGGAUAAUACUCACAGGAUCCUCUCACCCCACGUCGGGGAAAUAAACUGAUGGAUAAGGUGGCGCCCACAUAUCUCCGGAAACCAACCGAAGGCUAAGGAAGAUCGUGAAGAUGGGACGGGUGUGGUAGAAGUGAGCAUUCGAUUGUGGGUUCAUCAAGAUUAUAAAGGUUGGCCGACCCUCGACGAUGUGAGGGGAGGAAGUAUCUAGGUAGUUCCCUAAGACAGCAGCGGCUGAAGGAGAGCGGGGGGCCCUCUCGAACGUCCCCACUGACUCUAGGGUUCUUCAGAGCCCAAGCUACUCUUUCUAUUGUUUUAUCUUCUAUUUCCCAUAUUUCUGUUCCCAUUACCUAUCCAGUUCUGGGUUCCCGUUAUUCCUUCCUUGAUUUACUGUCUUAAGGCCUUCAAUUAUCUUUUCAAAGAUUGAUUUACCCUAAGCUCAGGGGAAGGCUAACACUUGGAAGAUCUCUAGCUGCUGUGGUUUUUAUUAGUGUUAUAAAAGCCAAAUAACGGCAGAAAGGUUGAUAGAAUCGUGUGAAUAAAGACAAAGGAAAUCUCUAAAGAAAAAUGUUCAACUAAAAUAAACCUCUCAAUGGGAGAGAGUUCAUAAUAGAACUAGAGAACAGACAACGAACUUUCUCAACAAUGGUUUGAUUCAUUCGCUUUGCUACACCGUUCUGCUGCAAUAUGUGUUAGAUUAUGAGAUGUCUUAAGAUGCUUUCAGAUUUGCAAAAAUUCUGAAAUUAAUUUGAGUAAUAUUCCAUCUCAUUAUUAGUUUGUAGAACUUUAAUAGAUUGACCAAUUUGCUUCUCUAUCAUUAAUUUCCAUUCUUUAAAAUGCUGAAGUGCCUCAGAUUUAUUCUUCAAAAAAUAAACUCAUACCUUUCUCGAGUAGUCAUAAAUGAAAGUCAAGAUAUAUGAGGUUCUUCUAUGUGACGGGACACUUGACAGCCCUCCAAAAUUCUAGUAGAUUUGUGCUGGCUUAUUAGAAAAUUGAAACGAACUUGUUUUCUAUACAAGCAAUGUUCACAUAAUUGUAAACUACUUGAUUUCAUUUCAUCAAGUAGUCCACAUUUACAUAAUUCAGCCAUUCCUUGCUCGCCCAUGUGUCCUAGCUACAUAUGUCAUAAUUUAGUAGUAUUUUCUACAGAAUGUGAUGAGUUAGCCAAAGCCACAUCAUAUGUAAUAGUAUUACCUUUGAGAACAUAUAAAUUUUUCAUCUUUUGAUGACCUUUUAAUAUAAUUAAAGAGUCUUUGCAAACUUUUAAGAAUAUCUCCUCUGAUAAAUUUGUAUCCCUGAGAAUCCAAUAUGCUGAGAGAUAUAAGAUUUCUUUUCAGCUCAAAGAUGUAUCUGACAUUGCUCAAAGUAUGAAAUUUAUCAUCAAACAUUUUUAUGGGAACAUUCUCAAUACCCUCAACUUUGCAAGAUGAGUUAUUUUCUAUCAAAACGACAUCGAUGACAGAUGAAACAGGCGAAGUAAAUGCUUCUCGAUUGAAGCAUAUGUGAAAGGUACAAGUAGAAUCCAAAACCAAUCUCUUGAUGCAUUUGAUUCACAUUCUGUCACGACAAGAAUUUUUCCAGAAUCAAGAGAUGAGGUUAUAUUUGUGGCAGGUUGAUUAGGCGAGGAAGGUUGAUUUGUACCAAAGGUUUCCCUCUUGAACUUGUUUUGAAGCUUGUAACAUUCUUAUGUAAUGUGACUCUUCUUCUUGCAAUAAUUGUAAGUUUUGUCAAGAUGAGGUGACUUAGAUCGACCUUUUGAAGUAUUUUUCUUUCUCUCAAGAUCACCUCCUCAAAUGACAACGCCUUCAGCUUGAGACGACGUAGCCGUCUCCAAGAACUUGCUCAUGUUUUUCUUGGAUGAGAGAGCUUCAUAAAUAGUCGCAAGGGAUAGACCUUCGGACCCAUAAAAUAGAAUAUCCCGAAAGCCCAAAAAGGAUGGUGAUAGAGACAUAAGAAGUAGAGAGCAAAGAUCCUCGUCAUUUAACAUAUUUACAUCAAGAGCUUCAAGUUCUGCCAUAAUAUCCUUAAAAGCGGCUAAAUGGGAUUCCAAAGAAGUACCUUUCAUCAUAUGUAGACCAAAUAGUCGUUGUUUGGCGAGAUUCCGUCGGGUGACGAUUUUAGCUACAUAUCUCCUCAAACCUUGACCAUAACUUGUGAGCUUUUGUCUCUUUUUGAACAUCCUGAAGGAUACCAUUUGAGAUAUGACGUUAUAUUUGAGUUAGAGCUUUUUGAUUUAUCAUUUUCAUCUGAUCCUCAAUCCAUGAAAUAUGCAUCGUUGGAGAAACAGCAUCCUCAAGAUCUAGUUGUGUAAGAACUGACUUCAUCUUGACUUGCCAUAGCAUGAAGUUUGUCUUCUUAUCGAGUUGAUGAAGUUUCACCUUUGUCGAUGCCAUUCCGCGAAGUAGCUUUGAUACUAAUUUGUUACAAAAGCUAAAUAACAUCAGAAAUGUUGACAGAAGCAUACGAACAAAGACAAAAGGAAUCUCUAAAGAAAAAUACUUGACUAAAAUAAACCUUUAAAUGAGAGAGAGUUCACAAUAGGACUAGAGAACAUACAACGAAAGUGAAAUGCAGAACAAGAUCAAGAAAUAAGAAGAGAAAAAAAUGGCAAUGCCGAUUCGUGUGCCUUCUACCCUAUUUGUAACUGUCAUGAUCAGCGUCAAAGAAGAAAACUUCAUGUCCUUUGUUCUAAUGAUAGCGCUUUAUAGGAAACGGUCAAAUUUGACCAAGUUUAAUAGUUAACGAUUUAUUUACUUGAUUCCUUCAGAAAGAGUCGUGCCUUAGACUAAAAUCAUUAUGGCCUGGACUGCUGUUUCCCGUAGCCUCCCCCCUCCUCUCUCGAGUGAUGGAUGGUGGGUUGGGCGACUCUUGGUACUUCACAAGGCAGAACGAGAGAGAUUGUGCCGGAUUAGCAUCUUAGCAAUAGAAUUUGGGAUUUCACCAAACGGGCUUCUCAUUAAAAUACAACACUGUAGACAUAAAAGAGAACCCUCAAUCAAGUGAACUCUGACCGGUGAGAUAGACACAAGAAACCAUGAAUCUGGUUUGACUUGUGAGAUAGAAGGGACGGUGGGUGGGCCACGUAUGAGAUAUGGCGUUGGGCAGAUUUGAUCAGAUAUCUAGAGAAAGCCUUUAUUGGAUGAACAUUGAUGAUUGAAAAAUUAGAGAGCUAGUGAAAUGUUAGCCAAGAAACAAGAGCUUUAAAGGCUUUCUGGCACUGUCCUAUGAAAUAACCACUUUACCGUUCCUACCCUAUAUGAGCGACAUUGGUAACUGUGGUAGAUCACGCAAAGGAAGAGUAUGACUUGGUAAAUUAUAGAUUCUACGCUACAGCAAAUUUGUGCUUGGACAGUGAAGUCGCCUUGCUUAUUGCCGCUGUACACGUCUCUUGUUCACUUCUGGCAUUUUUACUCCACGUUCUUCCACCACUAUUUAAAUUCCAAGUUAGAAGAGUCAGACGUGAUUGUUCGCGUAGAUGAGGAAAGAAGCACAACUACGUCGGUUGGUAAGUGAUGGAAUACCCGUUCUAUGGAGUGGGAAGAUACUGCGAUGAAAGAUGGAGGGCGAGCACAUAAGAAGAGUGUCAUAUUUAGGAGACGUAUUCGUGUCCGAGAGCGUAUUUGAUGACAACUAUUUAUUUCAGGGCUCGCCCGGAGAUUACAAUAAAGAUAUUAAAACCAUACAGAGGUGCUCCACUGAGGGAUAGGCAGCGGGGAGCGCAUCUCCAAAGUACUAUAGAGUAGUCGUGUUUCCUCCAAGUUCCUUUGUAUAGCAAGAGGGACCCUGGAAACUCCUAUCAAGGCUCCAUUUCGGGCAAGCUCCAUCUAGAACCGGGGCGGAUGGUGAGAAACUCCCUUCAGCGGAGGCCUGUACGGGUGACGCUGCGGUCCGGAGGGCUCGACGUGUCUUGGCGGCGGCGGUGGCGGGGGAUCGAAUAAGCCAGAAGAAGGUGGCAGGGGAGGACCAAGAAGACCAUGAUGAAUAUAUUCACGAGCAGGCGGAGGAGGUGCGCCAGGCGGUGCCUGCGGUGGCGCGGGGAUAUCAAAUGGGGAGGAAGAACGCGGCGGAGGAGGGCCAGGAGGAGAAAUGUUGUGGGGACUACGCACAGGAGCUGCGUCAGACGGCCCCCGCUGUGGUCCAAGAUCGAACAGGCGGCGGGGAGGAGGAGAAGGUAGCGACGGAGGGCCAGGAGGAGGAGGAGAAGGGAAAGUGGGGAUGCUCAGUGGAGCUCCGCGGGGCGGCCCAGGAGGGCCUGGGGGUGGAGGGCCAGGAGGACCCGGAGGAGGGGGGGGAGGCGGCGAAAGUGCACCAGGGGGUCCUAGUGGUGGUGCGGGGAGAUCCAAUGGGCGUGGCGGUGGUGGGCCAGGAGGACCCGGAGGAGGAGGGGGAGGCGGCGAACGUGCAUCGGGGGACCCUGGUGGUGGUGCGGGGAGAUCCAAUGGGCGUGGCGGCGGAGGGCUAGGAGGACUCAGAGAAGGGCGAGGAAGGGAGCAGCGCGGAGGAUGUUCUCCAGGCGGCUCCGGCGGUGGCGGGUGUGGUCGCUGGGUCAUGUUGGCGAAGGAUGGAUGUUUCUACGAGUUCUGGUGUCUGGUUUGGAGGCAUGUUGUCGAGGCGAAGCCGGCGUUUUAUGAAGGAUUGA
Messenger RNA from Spirodela intermedia, 5266 nucleotides. The record is from the annotation of a GenBank genome assembly. Lineage: Eukaryota; Viridiplantae; Streptophyta; Magnoliopsida; Alismatales; Araceae.